UGGAGCUACCAUAUCAGGAGAUCACAGAAAGAGCCCCUGUUCCAAUUUUUUCCAACAAGGUUUCAUGGUAAAAAUAGCAAAAUAAAUCAUGGAUGGAAGGACUAGAGAGAUAAUUACUCUUCAAUGCGGUCACUAUGCUAAUUUUGUCGGAACACAUUUAUGGAAUAUACAGGAAUCAACAUUCUCUUACGAAAAGUGCCCUGCACAGAUUAUACCAAAAGAAAUAAACAACGAUGUUCUAUUCAGAGAGGGGCGAACAUUGCAGGGUGAAGAGACAUAUACUCCAAGACUGGUAUGUCUUGAUCUGAAGGGCAGUCUGAACACACUGCGGGCUGAAGGAAUCUUGUAUGACUUAAAAACUGAAGAGGAUGUGCAUUGGGGUGGUGAUAUCACUCUCCAUAAGAGUAGUCCAGCACACAAAAAUCAGUUUCUGGCUGAUCUUGAGGCUCAAGAUGAGUAUUACCUCCAGGGAGAGCCAAGAGUUGGAGAUGAUGAAGAUAACCUUUCAACCCCUGACAUGGAUACCUCAGAGGUCAAUGCAGGUGACCCGAAGGCUGAUGACCCUCCAUCGUUGAAGCACUAUUAUCUUGAUGACGAUGUUCAUGUGUGGUCUGAUUAUCUACGUAGUCAUCUUCAUCCCAAAAGCGUAUCCAUCAUUAAAGAGUAUUCACAUGACAGCAGUGUUGGUGGAUUUGACUUGUUCACACAAGGACAGAAUGUCUUCAGUAGAAAGGAUGUUUCAGAUGAAAUCGAGGACAAGAUCCACUUUUUUGUAGAAGAGUGUGAUCACCUUCAGGGAUUCCAAGUCUACCUAGAUUUUUGUGAUGGAUUUUCUGGUCUUGGUUGUGGCAUGUUACAAGGGUUAGGUGAUGAGUACCAUGGGAAAGGGAUCUUUGCUGCUGGAGUUGCCCCUGCUGUCUUUGAUGAUGAGAAUCCAUUAUUAGAUUCCUAUAGGAUCCUGAAUUCUGUCUUGUCAUUUAGCAGACUGGUUACUCACAGUUCAUUCUUUGUACCUCUAUCACUUGCAUCUACUCUAUGGAGGAAAGUAGGGCCACCACUUUCUUUUCCUCAUCUUAACUACAAGCCAUCAAUGUCCUAUCAUACAUCAGCUAUCCUUGCUAGUGUUUUGGACACAGCAACUCUGCCUCUAAGAACAGUAGAUAGUUCGGUAACUCUCUCCAUGAUGACUGAUGCAUUAGGGGCCAGAGGACGAAAGAUUGGAAGUCUUCUCACCAACUUCCCCCUUUCCUUCCAUUCUUCAUCAAUGCUCGCCGAUACACUGGGUGGAUCAAUGUUGCCAUGCCAACCAAUAAUGCCUCACUUUGGGCAAGAGAUCAUUCCCCCGUUCGCCCAGUCUGUGGUCCUCCGGGGGACACCACUGGAUAGGGUCAAGAGGCCACCACAGCCAGACUUGAACUUGUAUCACCAGUGUUACGAUGAGGAAGAAAUGCUCAGGAAUUACUUAUUAUCAAACUAUCCAAGAACACUAAGUUCUGGUCGAUGUGUCCAACAGCCAUGUAAAACCAUAGCACCAUUUCCACACCUUUUUAAUGCUGAGGUGAAUAGAGAUGGAUUUCUUUGUGAUGAAGAGAGAAAGAAGGAACAAGGUGUUGAGAGUAUCCCAUUGAUGACUAGUCUACAAUCUAGUCCUGCUGUCAAAAAUCUUCUCAGUUGCCUACUCACUGAAGCACGUAAACUGGACAUUCAUAAAUUCCAUGGGUAUCUGGAGGAAGGUUUAGAGGAGGAUGAGUAUAAGGAACAUCUGAAUGACUUGGAGCAACUUAUACCAUGCUACUUGACUGAAUUAGAAAAGGAAGUCGAUGAUGACGAUGAUGAUGAAGAUGACUGAGCUGAUACUGACAAGUAUGUCGCAACAUGGACAAAUCUUGCCAAACUCCUUUACAAUUAUUGAUAAUAGGGAGGCUUGUGACAAUGUUUGUCAUGUUUUUAACCGAAGUUGGUAUAAAGGGAUCUGUGAUCAUAGAGGUGCUGUUGUCAGUCAAUGAGUGCCCUGAUUACGUGCCAUAAAGUUAGGGUUUGAUUUCCACUACAGUACCCUUUGGCAAGAUGAAAGGGAAUUUAGGCUUUAUGUUGACAUAAUAAUAAUGCCAUUC
Messenger RNA from Lytechinus variegatus (green sea urchin), 2114 nucleotides. RefSeq names its product protein misato homolog 1-like. Gene Ontology annotation, biological process: mitochondrion distribution. The transcript has 13 exons. The coding region runs from base 89 to 1849 and encodes 586 amino acids. Lineage: Eukaryota; Metazoa; Echinodermata; Echinoidea; Temnopleuroida; Toxopneustidae. Gene Ontology annotation, cellular component: cytoplasm. The record is from RefSeq and is a predicted model, not a curated record.